Drepanopeziza brunnea f. sp. 'multigermtubi' MB_m1 is the source of this 1545-nucleotide messenger RNA. RefSeq lists its product as uncharacterized. The record is from RefSeq and is a predicted model, not a curated record. NCBI's taxonomy places the organism in Eukaryota, Fungi, Ascomycota, Leotiomycetes, Helotiales, Drepanopezizaceae.
AUGACACGCAAACCCGUCAUCGCCGUCGCAGGCCUCGCCUGCGAAACCUCAACCUUCACCCCCUCGCGGACCCUCGCGCCAGCCUUCCACCCCAAACUCGGCGAUCGGGAGAUCUUCGCAAAACACACCUUCAUCGCGCCCGGGACAGCGCUGGGCAGUACGGCCGAGUGGCACGGCGCUCUGAUCGGCCACGCCUUGCCCGGGGGCGCGGUGACCCGCGCGGCGUACGAGGAGCUCGCAGGGGAGAUUGUUGCCCGGCUGACGAGGAUUGUUGUUGACGUCGGCGGGCCGCUCGAUGGGCUCUGGUUCGAUAUCCACGGGGCCAUGUGCGUGGAAGGCAUCGAUGAUGUCGAAGCGGAGCUGCUGGGACGGAUCCGCGAGGUGGUUGGGAAGGACGUCGUCGUGUCCGCGUCGUUGGACUUGCAUGGGAAUGUCUCGAGGGAGCUGGUGCAUCGGGUGGAUUUGAUCACGUGCUACAGGACAGCACCGCAUGUCGAUGUUGUGGAGACGCGGAAGCGUGCUUGCAGGAACCUCGUUGAUGUUUUGGAUCGGAGCGCUGGCUUGAAGAGGCCGUUGAGACCGUUUAAGGCAUGGAUUCCUAUUCCAAUCUUGCUGCCCGGGGAGCAAACCUCUACUCGGCUAGAACCCGCCAAGCACAUCUAUGAGGCCGUGCGUGAGGUGGAAGCCAUGGAUGGGAUCAUCGAUGCCGCCGUAUGGGUCGGGUACGCCUGGGCUGACGAGCCUCGGAGUCGUGCAGCGGUUGUGGCAACGGGAUGGGACGAGGCUGCUGCGUCCAGGGGCGCAGAGAAGCUCGCCAAGAUGUUCUGGGCAGCUCACAAAGACUUCGCUUUCGUGGCGCCUACAGGGUCAUUCAAAGAGUGUCUCGACGCUGCAUUGGUGAAGGGAGCCCGCCACCCGUAUUUUAUAUCGGACUCCGGGGACAACCCGACUGCUGGAGGUUCUGGUGAUGUUUCGUGGGGGCUUACUCAGCUUUUGGCUCGAACUGAAUUCAAAGAGCCUUCUGGCCCAACAGUAAUAUAUGCCAGCCUACCGGGCCCGGAGGCUGUUCGGAUCGCUGUAGAAGCGGGGAUCGGGGCCACAGUGACAGUAACAGCGGGUGCCGAGAUCGACAAUUUGCACGCCGGGCCCGUUACGAUGACCGGGAAAGUCCACUCCAUUAAGUACGGCGACAAAGAUGCUGUUGUUGAAGUCGUGAUACACACAGGGAGUGUAUUCGCUAUUCUCACUAGGCUGAGGAAACCUUACCAUCACGAAAGCGAUUUUACCGAACUCAACUUGAUGCCUCGCUCGGCCGACAUUGUGAUUGUCAAGAUCGGGUACCUGGAGCCGGAACUGUACGAUAUGGCUGCAGAUUGGAUGCUUGGACUCACGCCGGGAGGAGUGGACCAAGAUAUCGUGCGGCUGGGACAUCGCAGGAUUCGGAGACCGAUGUGGCCUUUCGACAAAAAGUUCGACCCGUCCCCAGAUCUAAGGGCGCGGGUCAUUUCACCAUCUGAUGAAGUACUUGAGGGGCCUGAUGAAUGA